Messenger RNA from Fomitopsis serialis, 1929 nucleotides. Its product is annotated as acetyl-CoA synthetase-like protein. Lineage: Eukaryota; Fungi; Basidiomycota; Agaricomycetes; Polyporales; Fomitopsidaceae. The coding region runs from base 107 to 1834 and encodes 575 amino acids. The record is from RefSeq and is a predicted model, not a curated record. The transcript is spliced from 19 exons.
CGGAUGAUGACCCCACUCUAAGUGCGGGGCCCCGCACUGUGAAGCGCUCGACCUCGAAUCAUCGACCUCAUCCCGACGAACUGCUCAAAGGACGAAGACUGUCGUGAUGGUGCUCAGAGAGGUUAUGAGGUCUUUCCGUCCCACGCCGGAAAGCCUUCCGCCACCAGAGGUCCUCUACAGACCCCGACUUCCCUUAGGUGUCCGUGUGUACAGACAGCCAUUGAAUCCAUUGAUAUUUCUGCUGAAAGCUGCACAAUUAUAUCCGCAAAAACUUGCCAUAGCGCACCCGGACGUCCCACACCCUGUGUUCUAUUCAUAUGAAGUCUGGGCUCAGCGCACACAGAAUUUAGCAUAUGCUCUGAUACGUGCUGGGGUACAACCGGGCGACCGUGUCGCGGUCAUUGCCCCAAACUCACCACUCAUAGCCGAUGCAUACCAGGGCGUCCUCGCCGCCAGAGCUGUCAUAUGCCCAAUCAACACGCGUUUGACACAACAAGAAGUCGCUUACAUCCUCGAUCACAGUGGUGCCAAGAUAAUCCUCGUAGAUCAUGAAUAUGCCCACGUUGUCCAGGGCGCGCAAGCGCAAGUCAUUGUAGCGAAUGAUACGGGGAAGCCUGGGGAUCCAUACGAGGACUUCUUGAGUGCUGGGAGGAAGUUCAGCAGAGAGAGGGGAUGGCCUGGUUUGGAGUGGGAAGCGGACGAGGAAGCACCGGCUGCCUUGUGCUAUACAUCUGGAACCACGGGUCGACCAAAAGGCGUCGUCACGACACUGCGAGGUUCGUACCUCGCGGCCGUCGCAAACGCCUAUGAAACAAGGAUGGACCGUGACUCCACGUAUCUCUGGAUUCUCCCUAUGUUCCAUGCGUCCGGCUGGACGUAUCCCUGGGCAGUAACGCUUGCUUCCGCAUUGCAGAUCACGGCACGAACAGUGUCAUAUCCCCUCAUCUGGAAGCAUUUGCUGCACUCCGGUGUCACCCACUAUUGCGGAGCUCCCACCGUACAGAUUGGACUGGUGAAUGCACCGCAAGCGAGGGCACUCGACAAACCCGUGGUGGCUAUCAUCGCAGGCUCAGCGCCGACCGCGCACUUGCUCGGCGAACUAGAGAAGAGAAACUUCCGCCCCGUACACGUCUACGGGUUGACCGAGACGUAUGGCCCCUUUACGCGCUGCUAUGACCAGCCUGCGUGGGCCUCUCUUUCCCCCGACGACCGUGCGAGAUCCAUGGCGCGACAAGGACUCGCGUUUGCCACAUCGGACGAUGCCCGCGUCGUCUAUCCACUGAAGGAAGGCGAAGAUCCAUAUGCGGACACGGAGCUCGUGGACGUGCCCAAAGAUGGGAAGACUGUAGGGGAAGUUGUCGUGCGCGGUAACAUCGUCAUGAAAGAGUAUUUCAGGGACUCCGAGGCGACAAGAAAGGCGUUUCGGGGCGGACACUUCGGCACGGGCGACUUGGCAGUAUGGUAUCCUGACGGUUACGUCUCCGUCCAAGACAGGAGCAAGGACAUCAUCAUAUCAGGUGGCGAGAAUGCGUCAAGCCUCGCAAUAGAGCAAGAGCUUGCCAGCCAUCCGGACGCCUUGGAGGUCGCAGUUGUAGCUCGGCCGCAUCCUCGAUGGGGCGAACGCGCCAUGGCAUUCGUGAUUCUACACCCUCAACGCGCAUCAAAGUGGAUAGGGCGACACGCCGAUUUCGAAGAGGACUUGAAGAAGCACGCACGCACUCGUUUGCCAGGCUUUGCGUGUCCGGAAUGGGUCGCAGUCGUCGAUGAUCUUCCCAAAACGUCGACCGGGAAGAUUCAGAAAGUAGUCCUGCGUAAGACGGUGGCGAAGCUUUGAAUUUGGCAAUUUACGGACAAACCAUGCGUUCCAAUGAUCAUAAUAGCCAUUCGUAAAAAUGAGAGAGGUGGUGGCGACCGUUUCGCGCCGAGUAA